Molecule: messenger RNA, 1368 nt
Organism: Heterobasidion irregulare TC 32-1
Lineage: Eukaryota; Fungi; Basidiomycota; Agaricomycetes; Russulales; Bondarzewiaceae
Exons: 7
Coding region: 1-1368 (455 amino acids)
Source: RefSeq, a predicted model, not a curated record
AUGGAAGUCGAGCCAAAGACGCCAGAGCGUCUGCGGACCCACGCUCGCCAACGGGAUCGUGAAAGGCGCGUUGAAGAGAUGGGAAGCCCUGAGCAUAGCCAGAUACCGACAGUGAGGGAGACUGGCCCCAGCCUUGACUUGGAUAGAGGUAGAUUGCGACUAACGGAGGCAUUUGCCAAUUUGGGAACAGCAAGUCAAGAAGAUAACGGGUCUACUAACCAGGCUGGCAAGGGGAAGAUCGAUACCCGUCUUCUUUUUGCUGAUCACGCUGCUAUCAAGAUCAAGCCAGCGACCAACGAGAGAGCGAGGGAAAAGGAAGAAGACUGGACUAGACGGAUCAAAGCAUCACAAAUCGGAGAAUGGCAGCAAAAGAACGGGGUUCCGUGGAGAUCAUCCCGUGCACCGGCGGCAAGCGAGUCCAGCCAAUCAAACUCGGUGAAUACAACCCUGACGGCUAGUAAUACCCAGCAGUAUCAUUUGGUACGGGAGUACGGUUGGUGCUUCUACGAAUUCGAGAUUGGAAUGCACGAGGAUUCGGCAUUCAUUGAUUCAUCGUUUUUCGCCAUCGUCGACAAUGCACAAUCAAUUUUGGAACUUGCAGACACCGAAACCUUGCUCAUCCCGGAAGAGUGGCCAACGUCUCUGCUAAAAAUUCAGACACAACUACAAGAGCUAUGGCGAAAUGAUUAUAAGGAGCUCAUCAAGUACGAGAACAGGGCAAUGCGUACGAAAAAGUCGUCGUCAUCCUACGCUGCACCCGACUGCGCAGUCAGAAUGAAGACUGAAUCCUCUCAAAAGUAUGACAUGCUACAGCCUGUUGUGUUUCUCGGCGAGGCCAAGAUGAAGUUUCGCAUGCCUCAGGCGAAACCGGCAGGAGAGAAAGGUGUAUGCGCAUCUAUGCAUCGCAUAUCUGCCCAACUUGCGUGGUCUCUUCAACCUACCCUGAAGGUGUUCAUAGGCCACCUGAUAGGAUCGGCCCCUUUGAAGCCUGAUGGGGAAAUUGACUGGAAAGCGAUCAAGAUUCCCAAAUGGCUUUUUGUGUAUGGAAUUGGAUACGAUACCGAGGGGUUCCUGGUCUUUGCCUUCUUUCCCGUUCUUAAGAUCCAGGGAUCCGAUCCCGACCCUCACGGAAAGGUAUCCGCAACGCCGAGCUGGGGCUUUCAUUGUGUCCAGUUAGGCAGAGAAUUCGAAGAUUUAUUCACCAGGUACAACGUCGAACACAGGAUUCGUGCAUUCAAGGGAUUACUAGCAAUGCGUCAACACGCAUCCAACCUCACUUCCAGGCUGCGGAAAGGCAACGACAAACUUCACUUUCCUAAGGAAUUCAAGGCGAUUGCACUAGAGGCCAGAGAGGGGCAUCGAUCCUAA